Nematostella vectensis (starlet sea anemone) is the source of this 4699-nucleotide messenger RNA. RefSeq names its product protein NLRC3. Lineage: Eukaryota; Metazoa; Cnidaria; Anthozoa; Actiniaria; Edwardsiidae. The record is from RefSeq and is a predicted model, not a curated record. Gene Ontology annotation, molecular function: protein binding.
ACUUCCCUCUCCGCCCGGAAAAUUGUUUCCUUUUCCCUACGUAGUUCAUGUCACACACACGGUGUGAUUUUAUGAUCGCCAUAUAAGUAUGCGUGCGCCCGAGUAAAGGGCCGAAGCCUUAUUAGACCGGAAUUAUGGCCUCUGACUCCCACCGCGAGAACUUCCUGCGCCUUUUGCAACUGCUGAUAGAGGGGGGUACGACAGCACUGAGAACAUACUUUGAUGCCAUCCACCCCCCUGCCACCCUUGCAGGGGUUCUCGCCGCCAAGCACAGUCAACUCCAAAACUUGUACAAGAAAGGCAUCAUAAAUUCUUCCCAAUGGCCAUUGCUUUAUCCUCCAAGUGGAAAUCCUGAUUCUAAGCUAUUUGAUAUAACUCUGCUGACCAUGUUACUAAGAAAUAUCUGUGGAAUCCUGACUCCCACUGAUCCAUUCUGGAGUACUUACCCACCUGACACAGAUAACUCUGAUAAGGCUCAUUUAGUGAGGAUACGGAUGUUGAGAAAUGAAUUUGGCCAUCGCACCACUAUCACUAUCAAUGAUUCUGACUUUGAGGCCUAUUGGCAGAAGAUCUCAGAUGCACUGGUGUCCCUUGGGGCCGAAAAGGCUGAGAUUGGUGAAAUGAAAACAAGGCCCCAGGGAACCAAGGAUUAUCAUGGGACUCUUCAAAGAUGGAUUCACUGUGACUUACAAGAGCUGAAAAUGGAAUCUGAAAAAGUGCAGAAUAUGGGUGGGAAGGUGAAUAGUAAGGAUGCCGAUGGGGGUGUGGCCAAAAAAAUGGAUGAGGUGACUGAGAAAAUGUCUGAAUUAUCAUCUACUACUGAAAAAGCUACUGGGGAUAUUCAACAGCACAUGUCUGAACUGUCAGCUGAAGUCACAUGUAAAAGUGAUUCAAAUACAGAAAAGAUUGUGUCUGAAGUUAAAGGUGAUUUGAAAGAAAUUAAAGAAAAGAUUGUGUCUGCAAUAGCCUCACUCCAAGUUGAAUCACCAAGUCGGAAGAUAGAGAGCAAAGAUGCGGCCACUAUAACUGAGGAAGACAAGGCUGCAUCUAUGAGGUCAUCAGGCUCAGAUGAUAAAGAUCCCCCAAUGAAAAAAGUGAUUCAAGACUUUGUUAAGUAUCUUCAUCAGAGGUACACCACAGGUGAAGAUAUAUCAAUAGAGCCACUUGAAGACAUGGGUGACGGCAACUUCACGCUAGAGAACAUGUUCACAGAGCUGGAGAUCACCAAGAAAGACACCGAAAUCAAGGUGCCGAUGUAUGACAUCUUUACUGCUAGUGAACCAUCCAAGACGGUACGGAGUGUUCUCCUGGAGGGGGAAUCUGGGGUGGGCAAGACCACCUUUUGCCAAAAACUUGCUUACGACUGGGCAAAGGGGGCCUUGCCCAAGUCUUUCCCCCAGGUGGAAAUACUCCUCUCUCUUAAAUCAAAAGAAAUGAGCGGUGGUGGCUUAUGGAAAGCCAUUAGCGAGCAGCUCGUUCCUGAGGAAACUAAUGACGAUGAGAGAGAGGAGUUAUUCCACUAUUUAAAAGAGAACCAAGAAAAGGUCUUGAUUAUUUUAGACGGUUAUGAUGAAUUGCCCUCACAUGCGAGUGUCAAAGAGAGCAUAAAUAAGGUAGUGAGCAAGGAAGCUUUGCCUUUCUCCUAUACUCUCAUAACAAGUAGACCAGAGAAGAGGCUAAGUAAGUAUUUUAUAGGGGGCAAUGUGCUACAAGUCAAGGGGUUACAUGAUGUAGCUAGUUACGUUAGUAAUUUCUUUAAUUCUGUUGAGGAAUAUGUUGAAUUUCCUUUAGAGCGCAUUUCAAAAGGAAUAUUUAAUUUGGACUUAUCAAAUCCGCUUACAUUAGUACUGUUCUGUUUAUGUUACAAAGAGUACUUUCAGACUAGCCAGGAAAAAGGUUUCCUAGAAGGCAUGACCCUUAGAGAACUGUACGAAAAGAUAGUGAACUCACGAAUCAGGAGAAACUCUGAAAAGCUUAACCGCGACUUAGAUGAAGAGGAAAUCCAAGAGCUGAUUUUAAAAAUAGGGAAAAUUGCUUUCGAUGCCCUUAAAGGUAACACCGUAACUUUCUCUAUUAGUAAAACAUCACAACACCUCAUCAACGAAGGAUUUUUUGUCAGGCAAAAAUCGCUUAGUGUAUUUAGACCAGUGGAGACGUUUGCAUUUUCCCACCAGUCCUUCCAGGAAUAUUUCUGUGCCGCAUAUUUAGCGAGCAGACUUGGGCAAGGAGUUGUUGAACCUGAAGUAAUUGGUGAUCUGCGUUUAUUUGAUUGCGUUGAUUGCUAUAGCCUCGCUGCGAUGGUGGGUAGUAAUGCAGUGAAUGUUGUUGAAUCUCUUGCUCGGAAAGUUUCUGAAUUUCCACCACAAGGUAUUCCUAUUUGUGAUGAUGAUAUUGGCUCUAACGCUCUUCAAUUGCUGUGUCAGUGUCUUGUGGAAUGCAAAAAAGUAGCAAGCGAAUUUGUCAAUUUGUUAAAAAACGUGUACCAGUUUUUACCGUGUAGAGUUUCUGUUUAUUCUGAUCGUUCGUCCACACUGUUAGGACUGUCAUAUUUGUUAUCUCAAGAUUUGACUUAUUUUGAGAGCCUGCAAGCAAUUAGUUGUGUCAGCGGUUCGCGUCCUCUUAGUGACCUUACUAUCAUUACAGUUUUAUUAAAAAGCAAAGAUAUUGGUAUGGCAACUGUGAUUCCUGGUCAGUUAACAGAAGUGUUAGCCGCUUCUUCAUCGGUUCAAAAGCUCUACAUCGUGUUCGAGGCGUUCCCAUUUCAUGAUGGAAAUUUUGAAAAAGCCAUGGCUAAUGUGCUAUCACGUAACACAUCUUUGCGGUAUCUCCGUCUGUGGUGUAUCUUCGAUGAGCCCGAGUACGAGAUGGGGACGAGUUUAUUCAAAUCUCUGAAGAACAACUCAACACUGUCAGCAAUUCACAUUCAUUUCAAUAGCUUAGGUGAUGCAUGUGCAAGCGAGCUCGCCAAGGUCUUAGUAGUUAACACUAGUCUCAAUGUUGUUUAUAUUGGUGGUGAGUAUUUAGGGGAUGCUGGUGUUGCAAGUAUUGCUGAAGCAUUGAUGGUCAAUACAACGGUACGAGCUCUCGGGAUAAGAGGUGAUAACAUGACGCCUGAAGCAGGACGAGCAUUGGGUGAAAUGUUUAGACACAACACUACUAUCACUUGCCUUUCACUAUUUCAUGGUAAAAUUGGUUAUUCCGGUGCACUGUGUAUCGCUUCUGGUUUUUCGCAAAACACAACACUCGAAAAGAUUCAAAUAGAAAAUGCUGGUAUAGGUGCCACCGGCGUUUCGGCUUUAGCAAAAGUCAUUCAAAAUGCUACGCAUUUAGAUUUGUCAAGGAACAUUAUAGGUACAAAAGGAGCAAAAGCUAUUGCUAAAGUUAUAGAAAACAGUUGCAAGCUCAAAUAUCUACGUAUUGAUCGUUGUAAUAUAGAUGUGCUUGGUGUGAGAGAUAUUGCUAAAGCCUUGUCAAAAAACACAAAUCUAGAGGAACUGUCCGUAGCUUGUGCUGGUAUAGAUGACGAAGGAAUGUGUGAGCUCGCCCGGUCUGUGGCUAAAAAUAAAUCCCUGCAGGUUCUUAUCAUCACCUACAAUAACAUCAGCGAGGUAGGUAAGCGGGCUAUAAUUGAGGCAUGUGCGGAGAGUCAGUCGCUAAACCACCUGUUCCACGAGAACGACCCGAUUCUCAACACAUGCCUCAAGCCUCACUCGGUGUGUCUCCGCAGCCGUGAAUUCUUCUAUCGAUUCUUGUUUUCUAGUUCCUUGCAGGGUUUUACCUUAAAAUUCCCAGAGUACAAACAAUACGAGCAAGGUUAGACAGUAAAGUUCAGGAUUUCGUUAUAGCUUUAGAGAGAUAUGCUCGUGAACGAUUUGGUAUUUAGUUGCAGCUAUCGUCUUGUCUUAUCGCGUGACGUAGAGGGGAUAUGCGGGAUAUUUUUGUUUCCCGAAAAUCGCAUGAGGCAUUUUAUAUAUUCACGGCCAAUAAAAUGACCUCAAAGCUUAUCACUUUUAGAUGAUUGUAGAUGGUCUAAAUGAAAAUGGUUCCCUUGGUUUACGUUUUUUUAUGUUUUUUUUUCUUCUUUUUUUGCGGCGCUUUAUCGAGUGGAAUUUAUUAGUGAUGUUUUUCACCUCCUUAUAAUGGUAGUAUAUUUUCCUUUGAUGAGGUAUUCCUCGACAGUAUAUCUGUAAAAAGCAUGUUUUUAAACAAAACAAAAGUUAGAACGGUUAAGAUUAAAAUAAGCGCUGGCCCAAGAGACCAUUUACAUUUAUACACUUUUUCAACUUCUUCAAUCUUUUCAUCUUCAUGUUUUUGCAGAACUUUAUUGAGUAGAUAACUUAGUUGAUUUGUGAUGUUUUGCGCCUUAUUAUAAUGGCCCGAAAAAAAAAACGAGUUUCUUUUUAAACCUGUGAACGAAUGUGAUAAAAAGAAAACACGAAAUGGAAUAAUGACACCACAAAAAGGUGUAAUAUUGCUAUGGUGUACUUCACGGGUUCAUGAAAGCCUCUCUAGUAGCACUGUUAAUGAUAUUCAUUUCUUUAUACCUGCCUCACAAUGACGGCAUGGAGUUUUUCUUUACUUUCCCUUCACUUUUGGAAGUAAAAAUGCUAUGGCGCUUUGUCAAGUAUAUUUAUCACUGUAGCAAGUGUUUUUACUGUACCUAAUGUAAAUAUUAUCUGAAUAAAAGAAAAAGAACUAA